Molecule: messenger RNA, 879 nt
Organism: Strongyloides ratti
Lineage: Eukaryota; Metazoa; Nematoda; Chromadorea; Rhabditida; Strongyloididae
Product: Zinc finger, TFIIS-type domain and Transcription elongation factor, TFIIS/CRSP70, N-terminal, sub-type domain and Transcription elongation factor S-II, central domain and Transcription elongation factor, TFIIS family and Transcription elongation factor, TFIIS-related family and Transcription elongation factor S-IIM domain and Transcription factor IIS, N-terminal domain-containing protein
Exons: 2
Coding region: 1-879 (292 amino acids)
Biological process (GO): transcription elongation by RNA polymerase II; DNA-templated transcription
Cellular component (GO): nucleus
Molecular function (GO): zinc ion binding; nucleic acid binding
Source: RefSeq, a predicted model, not a curated record
AUGCCUUCAAUUUCGGAAAAAGAUAUUCUUGAUAUUAAAAGAAGACUACAACAAAUGAUUGAUGGGCAUAAAGAAUUUGUUGAUGCUCCUGAGUUGAUUGCUGCAUUAGAAAGUAUGGACAUAACAAUUGAUAUUCUUAAAAGAACACUUAUUGGUAUCACUGUAAAUGAAUUAAGAAAGAAAAGUGGAAAUGAAGCUUUAAAUAAAAGGAUGAAGUCUUUAGUUAAAAAGUGGAAAUCUCAAAUGGAAACAAAUGUUAGUAAGAAAUCAAGUAAUACACCACCUCCACCUCAACAGAGUGUGCCAACUAUUAAAAAGCCAACAAACAAUAUAUCUAAAACACAACCACAAUCACAAACGUUUACAGCUAAUGUAAAAAUUCAUAAAGACGAUUAUCGUAACAAAGUAAUAGGAAUGUUUAUAAGUGCUUUUAACAUAGCUGAACUUCCAGAAGGUACACUAGAUCCUGAAGAUUUAGCGGUACGUAUUGAAGAGGAACAUUUUAAAUUACAUACAAAUACUAAUGAUAAAUACAAAGCUGCUAUUCGUAGUAAAAUUUUUAAUUUGAGGGAUAAAAAAAAUCCUGAUCUCCGUGCUAAUGUAUUAACUGGUGUUAUCAGUCCUGAAAAAUUUUCAACUAUGACAAGUGAAGAUAUGGCUUCAGACGCAAUGAAGAAACAACGAGAAAAGUAUACACAAGAGGCAAUUAGGGAACAUCAAAUGUCUAUAGCUGAAGGAACUCCAUCUGACAUGUUUAAAUGUGGAAAAUGUAGAAAAUAUAACUGUACUUAUACACAAGUACAAACUAGAAGUGCGGAUGAACCUAUGACAACAUUUGUAUUUUGCCGUGAAUGUGGGAAUCGUUGGAAAUUUUCUUAA